Oncorhynchus masou masou (cherry salmon) is the source of this 2704-nucleotide messenger RNA. Its product is annotated as rho GTPase-activating protein 17-like. Gene Ontology annotation, cellular component: cytosol; intracellular anatomical structure; cytoplasm. Gene Ontology annotation, molecular function: GTPase activator activity; protein binding. Gene Ontology annotation, biological process: positive regulation of GTPase activity; regulation of Rac protein signal transduction; regulation of actin cytoskeleton organization. The coding region runs from base 335 to 2605 and encodes 756 amino acids. The transcript has 19 exons. NCBI's taxonomy places the organism in Eukaryota, Metazoa, Chordata, Actinopteri, Salmoniformes, Salmonidae. The record is from RefSeq and is a predicted model, not a curated record.
UUCCUCCUUUUACACACCACUGUUCAGCACAGCAUUUGGGUUGUAGGAGUAGCCCACAAAGUGAAAAUGGAAAGAGCGAAAACUGAACGGGGCUGUGUCCUGUAAUUGCCUAUUCACGUUGUAAGAGGAAAACAUUGCGGGGAAUGACAAUCGAUUCUUAUUAGAACGCUCCAACAACACCUAUUCAGCGACGAGCAGCAAAGUCAACGUAACAUUUUCAGAAAUACAAUGGCAGCGACCUAGAUCAACUUUUGGACUUGCUUUCUAAAAGGAUCAAAGAGGGGGCCUUGCAACUUUUGAAACUUGUUGGAUACGGUGAGGCAAGGACGCAAACAUGAAGAAACAGUUUAAUCGCAUGAAACAGCUCGCCAACCAAACAGUUGGAAGAGCCGAGAAGACUGAGGUGCUGAGUGAUGACCUUCUACAGAUCGAGAGGCGCAUGGAGCUGGUCCGUCUGGUGUCCCACAACGCACACAAGAGACUGGUCACCUGUCUACAGGGUCACAUCGGAACGGAGGCAGAAAAGAGACACAAAAAGCUCCCUCUGACAGCACUGUCCCAGGCCAUGCAGGAUGGAGGAAGCCAGCUGGGGGAGGAGUCACUGAUUGGUAAGAUGAUGGAUGUAUGUGGGGAGGCAGAGAGCAGACUAGCGUCUGAGCUGAUGCAACACGAGGUCCAGCUAGAGAGAGACAUCCUGGAACCUCUCAACCAGCUAGCAGAGGUGGACAUUCCCAACAUCCUGAGACAGAGGAAACAGCUGGCUAAGCUAGUCCUAGACUAUGACUCAGCCAGGGCCAGGUGGUUGCAGGCAAGCAAGUCUAUUCACUUUUCCACCAACUACCAGGCCACAGCCGCCAAGGUUGAGACUCUCAAAGACGAGAUGGACGAGGCCCUGAACAAAGUGGAGAUGUGUAAGGACCAGCUGUCUGCUGACAUGUAUAACUUCUCCUCCAAGGAGGGCGACUACGCCCGAUACUAUGUUAUUUUGGUAGAGGCCCAGGCUGACUACCACAGGAGGUCUCUGGCUGCUCUGGAAGGAGUCCUGCCGACCAUACAGGCACAGAACGACUCAUGGAUGGAGAAGCCUGCGUACGGCACGGCUCUGGAAGAGCACCUGAAGAGGAGUAACCGUGAGAUCGCCCUGCCCUUAGAGGCCUGUGUCAUGAUGCUGCUGGAGACUGGCAUGAAGGAGGAGGGUCUGUUCCGAAUCACUGCUGGGGCCUCCAAACUAAAGAAGCUGAAGGCAGCGCUGGACUGUUCCACCUCCCAGUUAGAGGAGUUUUACUCCGACCCCCAUGCUGUAGCUGGAGCCCUGAAGUCCUACCUCAGAGAGCUGCCUGAACCCCUUUUGACCUUCUCACUGUAUGAUGAGUGGACACAAGCCUCCAAUAUGUCUGACCCAGACAGGAGGCUUCAGGCUUUGUGGGUGGCAUGUGACGGUUUGCCAAAGAACCACAAGGCCAACUUCAGGUAUCUGGUAAAGUUCCUAGCCAAGCUGGCCCAGGACAGUGAGGUGAAUAAGAUGACUCCCAGUAACAUCGCCAUAGUGCUGGGACCCAACCUGCUCUGGUCCAAGACUGAGGGGACUCUGGCAGAGAUGGCUGCUGCUACCUCGGUCCAUGUGGUGGCCAUCAUAGAACCCAUCAUCCAGCACGCUGACUGGUUCUUCCCAGAUGACGUGGACUUUAACGUGUCGGGUAUGUUCGUGGCCAUGACCCCUGAACCUGACCCAGGCCCUUUCGAGAGGCGACGUCCCGGAAGCCUGGUGGACGGGGACACUCCCCGCAAAGACAGCCCCACUCCUAACAAACUGGGUGACCCCACCCCCACCCCACGUAGAUCUGCCACUCUAAAUAGAAAACAGCACCAUCAUGCUUCUUCGCCCGCCUUCCAGCCCCCUCUACCACCGCCAGAGGCUGGAGGAGUCACCCAGACCCAGCCUGUGGCUGAGCCCCAGACCCAGGAGCAAACUCUGUGUGGGAGUACGGAGGCUGGCCAGCCUGGCCUGGCUAGGGAGGGUGGGGGUCAGGGUGGGGCACCAGAGGUCCAGGUGGCCACAGGGCAGCAGCCUCUGCCUCUUACCCAGCACAGCGCUGAGGAGAAUAGCCCUGGCCAUGACCCCACCACCACCCCCGCUCCCCUGAGGAACGGGGGCUCCCAGCUCACCGUGGGGAUGCCCCACUCCCAGGCAGGAUGCAGGGGUCCUAGCCCCCACAUUGGACGCAGAGGUACUAAGAAGCAAGCCCCUGCCCCACCCAAACAGGCCAACCCCUUUGUAGCUAAUAUCUCUACCCUUGGCCACAGUCUCGCGCCUAACAACCCCUACCCCCUCAUCGCUCCACGACGCCACUCUGGUAAAGAAACCCCCAUCCACGCCCCCAGCCACCCGCCCCCACAGCCCCCUCAGUCUCAGGGGGAGUCAGACCCCUCUCCGCCCCACACCCCCACACCCCCUAGCACCCCUCCUCACGAUGGUCCAACCUCCACCCCCUUCACCCCUCUAUCCUCCUUCCACUCUGGCUCCCUCCCUCGCCCCCACCAGGCCGGCUCCGAAGCCACGUUCCCGACCUACAGUUCCCCCGCCCCGUCAGCCGCCCAGCAAUGAUGACAGCAACGGGCCCAGCGGCUCUGCCUCCAAGGUCAUCACCGGUAAAGUUACAGUCCAUCCUUUCCCAAUCCAAACUACUCAUGACUAUAACGGAUA